AUGUCGGCCAAGAAAGAUCUCCUUAUCCGAGAUCUUGACUUUAUCAGCCACGAAAAUGGGUUCAACGAGGCUAAUCCGAGUGACCCGUCGUAUGCCACCCAAGUUUCUGACCAAGGAUUCCUCGUUCGAAGUCAUAGCAUGGGCCCAGGAGCCAAAGAGGAGAAUGCCUCAAAUUUGAGAAAGAAGAACGACGGCGAUUGCCAGUUGCAGUGGAGCGACGACGCGUCGAGUAGCUUCCGAACACAGGGCAAGUUCACCAUUGCAAUUGCAUACACACUCAAGCUACACAAGCUACGCGAGCCACUUUUCCCGGAGAGCCUGCUCGUCAAUGCCCCUGUUUCUUUGCAGGACUAUGACAGCGCAAUGCAAAAGUUGCGGCAAGAAUGCUAUGAAGCACAAUGUUUUACGAACGCCCCUCACAUCGACUUUGGUCUGAGGCGGAAUCUAGAGCAUAUUCUCUCUGUUUGCAGCAUUCCCGUUGAUCCUGCCGAUAAAGGCGAGCUCCAUUGA
Molecule: messenger RNA, 510 nt
Organism: Fusarium vanettenii 77-13-4
Lineage: Eukaryota; Fungi; Ascomycota; Sordariomycetes; Hypocreales; Nectriaceae
Exons: 1
Coding region: 1-510 (169 amino acids)
Source: RefSeq, a predicted model, not a curated record